AUGGCGGAUGAAGAAGUGCAAGCUUUGGUGGUGGACAAUGGGUCCGGAAACGUGAAGGCUGGCGUGGCCGGCGACGAUGCGCCACGUGCCGUCUUCCCGUCUAUCGUCGGAAAGCCUAAGAACCCAGGUAUCAUGGUGGGAAUGGAAGAGAAGGACUGCUAUGUCGGUGAUGAAGCCCAAAGCAAGAGAGGUAUUUUGACGUUGAAAUACCCCAUUGAGCACGGUAUCGUCACCAACUGGGACGAUAUGGAGAAAAUCUGGCAUCACACGUUCUACAACGAACUGCGUGUGGCGCCUGAGGAGCACCCUGUGCUGCUCACGGAAGCCCCACUGAACCCCAAGGCAAACCGUGAGAGAAUGACCCAGAUCAUGUUCGAAACCUUUAACGUCCCCGCCAUGUAUGUCGCUAUCCAGGCCGUUCUUUCUCUGUAUUCCUCCGGUCGUACAACCGGUAUUGUGCUCGAUAGUGGUGAUGGCGUCUCACACACUGUGCCCAUCUACGAGGGUUACGCCCUUCCUCACGCCAUCAUGCGUCUUGAUCUCGCUGGACGCGACCUUACCGAGUACAUGAUGAAGAUUCUUCAUGAGAGAGGAUACGGUUUCACCACCUCCGCCGAGAAGGAAAUCGUGCGCGACAUCAAGGAGAAGCUGUGCUACAUCGCCCUCGACUUCGACGAGGAAAUGAAGGCAGCUGAGGACUCCAGCGACAUCGAGAAGUCCUACGAAUUGCCCGAUGGAAACAUCAUCACCGUCGGCAACGAGCGCUUCCGCUGCCCGGAGGCCCUGUUCCAGCCCUCUUUCUUGGGCAAGGAGGCUGCAGGUGUCCACCGCACCACCUUCGACUCCAUCAUGAAGUGCGACGUCGAUAUCCGCAAGGAUCUGUACGGCAACGUCGUCCUGUCGGGAGGUACCACCAUGUACGAGGGUAUUGGCGAGAGACUGACGAAGGAACUUACCUCGUUGGCCCCAUCCACCAUGAAGAUCAAGGUCGUUGCUCCUCCGGAGCGCAAGUACUCCGUUUGGAUCGGAGGAUCCAUUCUGUCUUCCCUCUCGACCUUCCAGCAAAUGUGGAUCACCAAGGAAGAGUACGACGAGUCUGGCCCGAGCAUCGUCCACCGCAAGUGCUUCUAA
Neospora caninum is the source of this 1131-nucleotide messenger RNA. RefSeq names its product actin, related. The coding region runs from base 1 to 1131 and encodes 376 amino acids. The record is from RefSeq and is a predicted model, not a curated record. The transcript is spliced from 2 exons. NCBI's taxonomy places the organism in Eukaryota, Apicomplexa, Conoidasida, Eucoccidiorida, Sarcocystidae.